AUGGCUCACCAUGAAGAUUCAAGUGCAUGGAAUUCGGGUUUACCUCAUCCUAAGCUCAAUGAAAGAAUACUUUCUUCUCUGUCACGGAGAACUGUUGCUGCUCACCCCUGGCACGACUUAGAGAUUGGACCAGGAGCUCCAACAGUUUUCAACUGUGUAGUUGAAAUUGGCAAAGGUAGUAAGGUCAAGUAUGAGUUGGACAAGACUAGUGGACUUAUAAAGGUUGAUCGGAUUCUUUACUCAUCCGUUGUUUACCCACACAACUAUGGUUUUAUCCCAAGAACCAUUUGUGAAGACAGUGAUCCUAUGGACGUGCUGGUUCUAAUGCAGGAGCCCGUGCUUCCUGGUUCAUUCCUUCGUGCUCGCGCUAUUGGACUAAUGCCCAUGAUUGACCAGGGUGAGAGGGAUGACAAGAUCAUAGCAGUUUGUGCUGAUGACCCUGAGUUCCGUCAUUACACGGACAUCAAGGAGCUUCCUCCACAUCGGUUAGCUGAAAUCAGAAGAUUCUUUGAGGACUACAAGAAGAAUGAAAACAAAAAAGUUGAUGUUGAGGACUUUCUACCAGCUGAAGCUGCAAUAGAUGCCAUCAAGUAUUCCAUGGAUUUGUAUGCUGCUUACAUAGUUGAGAGCUUAAGGCACUAA
Sphenostylis stenocarpa is the source of this 642-nucleotide messenger RNA. NCBI's taxonomy places the organism in Eukaryota, Viridiplantae, Streptophyta, Magnoliopsida, Fabales, Fabaceae. The record is from the annotation of a GenBank genome assembly.